This is a messenger RNA of Candidozyma haemuli, 1665 nucleotides long. RefSeq lists its product as uncharacterized. The transcript has a single exon. Bases 1 to 1665 code for a protein of 554 amino acids. Lineage: Eukaryota; Fungi; Ascomycota; Pichiomycetes; Serinales; Metschnikowiaceae. The record is from RefSeq and is a predicted model, not a curated record. Gene Ontology annotation, molecular function: zinc ion binding; nucleic acid binding.
AUGGGUCCUGGAGGAAAACCUAAGGUCCGGGUUCGGGAUAACCGAAAACAAAAAAAUAAAAAGGUCGUCAGCAAACCUCAGCUUAAGAAGAUCUUGGAGGGUCCAGGAGAAGCCAUCGGCGAGGAUGCGUUUGACUAUACUGAUCUUCCACGGCGGUUGGAACGGGACGUGCCUAAACAUACUGGCAAGAAAGCGUUGGAUGCUCAGGAAUACGUUCGGAGCCUUCAAUCAAGAGGGCCGGGCGGUCCGUUCCUUCUUAUUCAUUCGCGUAUAGAAGGGUGCCCGGAUGAUGUUGAGUUACUGGCUGAAGCUGAGGAAUUCGACCGGGGUGGAGAUUACAAGUUUCUCUUGAACCAAGCGACGAAGGGGUUUGAUCCCAAGAUUUCGUUGCAUGCUAUGAAACAGAUCAGGUGGAUUUGCAGGACCCCGGUGGAAGUCUGCCAGUAUGAGUUGAACGAUGACUUGAACUAUUUGCCUGAGAAUGACUCCACUUAUAAGAUGGAGAUCACCAAUCCUAGCGGAUCUACCAACGGACAGUUAACUUCUUUCUUGAGAAAGACAGGUUGGGAGAAGUUCAAGAAAUUCGUGGACGACUUACAGUUAGCAGACGCAAAGUACGAGGUGUAUUUGACGAAAAUGGCCUUUGAGAAGCUGAACUCGAAGCGUGGUAAGAAGAUCCUCACUCGUGCUGAAAUGACAGAAUUCAUGGAAGUGAUCGAUAAGAGAUUGAACAGUGUGCCAAAAGCCCUCGCCUCGCUUCUCAUCGGUAACUCUCGUGUGAUAUACCCACAUGUCUAUUUCCCAGCUUUAAAAGAUGUUGGACAGUUGGACGAGUUGGAGUCUGUUCUUACCAAUGACAGAUUUGGCUCUUGCGAUCCAAACGAGGUCAUUGCUGAUAUCAAUGAGUUGCUUCUUGAUCUUCAAUUCGUUAAGUCCCUGACCCCAGACCUCAUUCAUGAAUUCAAAGAAUGCACAAGUACUCGUGAUAACUACUUAUGGGCCAAGAUUCUUUAUAAGCCAACCCCAAGAGCCCAGGAGCUUUUCAAGUACGGCUUCUUGCAUCCCUCAGAUGAGAUAUUGAGCUGGAACGAAGGACCAAUGGUUAGACACAGAUGGCAGCUGGCAGAUGUGGAGAUACAGCUUGGACUGGAAAUGACACCACCUAAAAGGACAAUCGUUGAUCGUGUUCGUAGGAAUCUUGAACGUGAUCUCGGUGCUGCUACACAUAAAAAGAAGUUGAAGGCGGUUGUUGGAUAUAUGAGCAAAAUGAAGCCCUACCGUAAGAUUUCCGAUCCUUUCGAUAUGAGCUGUGUUGUCAAGUUUUGCUAUCAGUUCUGUGCUUUUUGUCAUACAACAGACCAUACCUUCCAGGAUUGCCCAAGAAAAGGCUGCUAUGUUUGUGGCAAUGAUUAUCAUUCGCGUGCUAACUGUCCCGAGGUUCUUAAACAGAAACAAGCCGAAAAGAAAGAAAGAGAGGAGGCAACCGAAUCAUCGGAUUCAUCUUCUGCAUCAUACAUGGACGUAUUUGACAAUGACACCGAGGUGGAGUCCGAGCCAGAAUACGACGUCCGAGAAGACUUGGGAACAGAGCCUAAAGUGAUUGUUCACAAAGAGCCAACAGUACGCCCAGGGCUGUCAGAGACGACUCUUGCUGCAGAGGCGUGA